AGAUAAUGUACGCAAAGCAUCUGGUACACGGUGAACAAGAACGGUGCUUGUUCAGUGUCAGUAGAGGAGUCCCGGCCUAAGGCAACGGAGGUGACACGGCCAGGUCUCCAGACUUCCCGGUCCCCGACCCCUCUUCAGGGUGGACUGUGUGGACGGGACCUCUCGCCGCUCAUCCAGGCGCCCCGCCCCGCGUUCCCUCGCUCGGCUCCGCCCCUCCCGCCCAGAGGCGCGGCGGCCCGGGAACCCGGAUCCACUACUCUCGCCCCGCGGAGCCCGCGGAGCAGAAACCUCCGUGCAUUGGAGACCAUGGAUAAAUAUGACAUGAUUAAGGCUAUCGGGGAAGGUGCCUUUGGGAAAGCAUACUUAGCCAAAGGAAAAUCAGAUAGCAAACUCUGUGUUAUCAAAGAGAUCAAUUUUGCAAAGAUGCCCAUCCAAGAAAAAGAAGCUUCCAAGAAAGAAGUCAUUCUUCUGGCAAAGAUGAAACAUCCCAACAUUGUAACCUUCUUCAGUUCCUUUCAAGAAGACAAUAGGCUCUUUAUUGUGAUGGAGUAUUGUGAUGGAGGGGAUCUCAUGAAAAGGAUCAAGAGACAACGGGGAGUCUUGUUUAGUGAAGAUCAGAUUCUGAGUUGGUUUGUACAGAUUUCUCUAGGAUUAAAACAUAUUCAUGACAGAAAGAUCUUACACAGGGACAUAAAAGCCCAGAACAUUUUUCUUAGCAAGAAUGGAAUGGUUGCAAAGCUUGGGGACUUUGGUAUAGCAAGAGUUCUAAACAAUACCAUGGAACUUGCUAGAACUUGUGUUGGAACACCUUACUACCUGUCUCCAGAGAUCUGUCAGAAUAAACCCUACAACAAUAAAACGGAUAUCUGGUCUCUUGGCUGUGUCUUAUAUGAGCUCUGCACACUCAGACAUCCUUUUGAGGGUAACAACUUACACCAGCUGGUUCUGAAAAUUUGUCAAGCACAUGUUGCCCCAAUAUCUCCAAGGUUUUCCCGGGACCUACAGUCCUUGAUAUCCCAGCUCUUUGAAGUAUCUCCUCCAGAUCGACCCUCCAUUAAUUCCAUCUUGAAAAGGCCCUUUUUAGAGAAAUUAAUUGGCAAAUACUUGACUCCUGAGGUCAUUCAGGAAGAAUUCACUCACAGCCUCAUACAUAAAGCAAGAGUGUCUGCUUCUCGACCUGCUGGAAAGGUGGUCCAAGGUAAGAAUGAUUUAACCAUGCAGUCAGAAAACCAUGUAUUAUGUGUGUCUCAACGCACCAUUUUUCAAAUAAAAAUGGCAGAAAGGCCCAAACUUGCUGUGUGUGGACAUUAUGAUUAUUAUUAUGCCCAACUUGACUUGUUGAGAAAGAGAGCCCACGGACCAAAUUACCUCUAUGUUCCUCAAAACGAUACCAGAGUUGAGGAGAAUUAUAAUCAGGAAGAACGCCACAGUCCGCCUCCAGGUCAAUGGCCUGCUGAAUACCUUCAGAGGAAAUUUGAAGCUCAACAAUAUAAGCUGAAAGUGGAAAAACAGUUGGGUCUUCGUCCGUCUUCUGCUGAGCCAAGUCACAACCAGAUACAAAAGCUAAGAAGUAACGGAGAAGAGCCUGGUUUCCAGGGACUGCAGUUCAGGAGAAACAAAAUGAAGGAACAGGAAUAUUGGAAGCAGUUAGAAGAAAUACGCCAACAGUACCACAGUGACAUGAAGGAAAUUAGAAAGAAGUUGGGAUGUGAACUGGAGGAGGACUCAAAAAUAAAUCCUAAAACCUAUUUGGUGAAGAAGAGUGACCUGCCCAUCCACCAGGAGGCCCCCGAGGAAGGAGCACCUGUGCAGGAUAUUGAAAGAGACUUGAAACAAAUUAGACUUGAGAGCAUAAAGGAAGGUAAAAUUCCGGAACAAAAAUAUAAAGCUAAGAGAGGGGUAAAGUUUGAAAUUAAUUUAGACAAAUGUAUUUCUGAUGAAAACACCCUCCAAGAGGAAGAGGCAAUGGAUAUACUAAAUGAAACGUUGACCUUUGAGGACGGCAUGAAGUUUAAGGAAUACAAACGUGUAAAGGAGUAUGAGGAUUAUACAGACAGAGCAUUUGAAAAACUCUGUUGCCCAGAAGCAGAGCUGUUCAUUCAGGACGCUGCAGCUGCAGAGAACAGGAGGCAAUGGGACACUGGCGCUCCUCAGACUCUGCUACAAAUGAUGGCCGAGGCCGAUGUCACCUCUCGCUGCUCCACCGUGCCUGAGGAUGGACAGGUGAUCGUGAUUGAAGGCGUUCCAGAAAAUAGGAAACAGUGGCGGCGCGAAGCACCAGGAACCUUAAUGAGUGUUUUGGCAGCAGCACAUCUAACAAGGAGCUCGUUUUCUGCCAGUGAUGGAGAAUUUGCAAUGGGAACAUUAAAACCAUGGCUUCCUGAAGAAGAUGAGGGGAAGGUGGCAGUGGCCUCUGACAUCGAGGUAGAUGAAGAACAACCAGAACCAAGAUCUGAUGAUGAUGAUACAAAUUUUGAAGAAUCUGAAGAUGAGUUGAGAAAUGAAAUAGUAGAAUCCUUGGAAAAACUUGCUGCUUCCAAAGAGGCAGAAGAAAGAGAAGUGGCUACUGGUUCCUCUAAGGAUGCUGAGAACUUAGAGAAAAGAGAGGGGAUAAGCAUACACAAGUAUGCAGAAUUAAAUGAAGGUUUGGAGAAUAUUUCUGCUCUAUCUAAUGACAAAAUCUGUACUGUUGAUGAAGACCAAGGAAUAUCAACAACCAGUCAAAAUACACAAGUGUGACUACUGAACUUUUUGAAAGUAAUGUUGGUAUCUAUUGACUAUAGUGUCUCUGGGUGCAAGUCAUAAAUAUUCAUUUAUUGUAAGGGUUUUCCAGUAAUCCCAAGGCUUUAUUAGUUUUUCUCUCAAUUUAGACAAUAGGACUGACUUUUGAGUGUAGAAAUUAAUAUUUUUACUUUAACAUUUCUGUUAAGAAACCUUUAGUGGGGAGGCUGUAGCUCAGUGGUAGAGCGUGUGCUUAGCAUGCAUGAGGUCCUGGGUUCAAUCCCCCAUACUUCCAUUAAAAUAAAUAAGUAAAUAAAUAAACCUGAUUACCUCCCCCUAAAAACAACAACAAAAAAAGCAACAACAAAAAAGAAAUCUUUCAGAUAUGUGUGGUUGGCAGAGUAAUGUGACUCCCUUCAACCCAAACACACCCAAAGAUAUGAAUAUAUUUUUACCAGGCAAAGAGGAAUUAAGGUUGCAGGUGGACUUAAGGUUGCUAAUCAGCUGACCUUAAAAUAGGGAGGUUAUCAGGUAGGCUCAAUGUAAGCACAAGCAUGAAAUGGGAGAGGGAGGCAGAAGAGAGAAUCAGAGAGGUGGCAGCUGAGAGGGAUUCAGUCUGAUGCUGCUGGCUUUAAGACAGAGGAAGGGGCCACAAGCCAAAGAAUGCAGGCAGCCUCCAGAACCUGGGAAAGGCAAGGAAACGGAUUCUCCCCUAAAGCUUGAAGAAGGAAUGCAGCUCUGCCAACGCCUUGAUUUUAGCCUCGUGAGAUCCACUGUAGACUUCUGAGCUACCGAACUGUAAGAUAGUAAAUUUGUGU
Vicugna pacos (alpaca) is the source of this 3539-nucleotide messenger RNA. NCBI's taxonomy places the organism in Eukaryota, Metazoa, Chordata, Mammalia, Artiodactyla, Camelidae. The record is from RefSeq and is a predicted model, not a curated record.